Molecule: messenger RNA, 795 nt
Organism: Pollicipes pollicipes
Lineage: Eukaryota; Metazoa; Arthropoda; Thecostraca; Pollicipedomorpha; Pollicipedidae
Product: isatin hydrolase-like
Exons: 5
Coding region: 1-795 (264 amino acids)
Molecular function (GO): arylformamidase activity
Source: RefSeq, a predicted model, not a curated record
AUGAGUUCCGCCUGUCAAGCCGGGCUUCUGCUCGGCUCCUCUCUCCUGCUGGUCUUGCUCUGUCCGGCCUCGGCCGGCCCGUGGAUCGACCUCAGCCACACAUACGACAAGACCACACAGUACUGGCCGGGUAACCUCAAGUUCAACCUGAGCGAAGUGUUCAAAGGACAGCUGGACGGCUUCUGGCUGGAGAUGCACAACUUCGCGACAGCGGAGCAUGGCGGCACCCACAUGGACGCGCCCGUGCACGUCUUCAUGGGCGGCUGGACCUUGGAGAAGAUCCCUGUCGAUCGGUUUGUGGCGAACGCGGCUGUGGUCAACAUCUCCGCCCGGAGUCAGGCUGACCCUGACACGACCUUGACCCCGGCCGACCUGAUCGCCUGGAAGGAGGCGCACGGCGACUGGAUCUACCCCACCAUCCUGCUGGUGAACACCGGCUACGCUGCCCACUGGGGCAACAACACGCGCUACUGGGGUGUGCCACCCGAGGAACUGAAAAAGGAGACGUCAGUUGGAUAUAACGUGCACUUUCCUGGCAUCGGCGAGGCAGCGGCUGAGAUGAUCGCCGCCGACGGCGCCAUCGUCGGCGUCGGCAUCGACACGCCCUCACUGGACCCGGGCACCAGCAAAGUGCUCCCCGCCCACCAGGCGCUGUUCCGGCGCAACAUCUUCGGCCUGGAGCACGUGGGAGACAUGAGCCGGGUGCCGGCCACCGGCGCCACGAUUCUGGCGUUGCCGAUGAAGAUUGGCGGCGGCAGUGGCGGGCCCUGCCGCGUGCUCGUGCGCCUGCCGUAG